Molecule: messenger RNA, 1062 nt
Organism: Rotaria sordida
Lineage: Eukaryota; Metazoa; Rotifera; Eurotatoria; Philodinida; Philodinidae
Source: the annotation of a GenBank genome assembly
AUGAUUGUUCAAUGUGCUGAUCGUUUCAUUGAUCAAAAUCUUCAUCCUGAUCAAAUUCAUCGAGAUUUAGUCUCAUGCUGUCAAUCAUUUACCAUAAAUGUCAUUGGAUUCAUUGGAUUCGAUCACGAUUUCGAUAUUCAUAUUCAUUCACCAAUAAAAAAAGCUUUCCAUGAUUUUAUAUCCUAUGUCAUGUUGAUAUUCUUCUCAUCGUGGCUGCCUCGAUGGUUGGGGAAAAUCUAUUUGAAAUAUAAUUGGAAAUAUCAACGUGCAUAUCGAUUAAUUCAUGAAUUGUCAGAAAAGCUAGUUGAAGAAGAACAAAAGAAAGAAAGUGAAAUGGAAAAUCAACGACCGAAGAAUCUGAUUGCUUCAUUGGUUUCAUCAUUGAAUGAAGAAGCCAAUGAUGAGCAAGCUUCAUCUGGUCUAACACGUGUAGAGAUCUUUGAUGAAAUUUUAAUGAUGAUCCUAGCUGGAUAUGAAACGACAUCAACUGCUCUAUCAUGGUUCAUAUUUUUUGUAAGUAAAAAUCCUCAAGUGCAACAAAAAAUGAAAGAGGAAUUGCGCGAACAUCAUCUUUUGAUGACAGAUGAUCUCAAAUAUGUACCACAGCUAACAGAAGAGAAUUUAGCUUCAUUAAUCCAUUGUGAAUGUGUGACAAAAGAGGUCUUACGUUUGGCUUCUGUUGUUGUAUUUACAACUCGUGUAGCUACUUGUGACACCAUUGUCGAUGAUGUGAAGAUUCAUCGUGGUCAAACUAUUUUUAUUGCUUUGAAUAACAUCAAUACUGAUGCUCGGUAUUGGCAUCAUGCUGAUCCUCAACAAUUUGUACCAGAAAGAUUUUUAGGUGAAGAUAAAAAUCAUCAUCCAUUAGCUAUGAUUCCAUUUGGUGGUGGACAUCGAGCAUGUAUUGGACAAGAAUUAACUUGGCUCGAGUUGAAAACGAUCAUUGUUCGAAUGAUGCAACGUGGCAUCACAGUCGAGGACACGCCAGAAAAUGUCGGCGGUUGUGUAGACGGCUUUACCAGUUUUCCAAAAGAAAUGGCAGUGCGUGUACGCUUCGAUUGA